AUGGGGAAAGGGCGAAAACAUAUACCAAAACGAAAUUUUGCAGAGAAACGGCGUGAGAAACAGAAGGUAUAUAUUUAAUUAUUAAAUAAAUCUCUCGGUUGCGGAGAUUUGCAAUUAUGUUUAUGUUAUACUAUAUACAUAUCAGUUUCUUAUAUGUUAAAAAUAAUUAAUUGCUAACAAAGUUUUUUUUUAUAUAAACGGUAUGUAUAUGAAAUUUUUAUAAAUUAUACAGAAGAAAGACGAAUGGGAUAUUACUCCACAUCAUAAUUAUGCAGACAUUAUCAGAGAAAAUAAAGAUUUUGAAAAUUAUUAUAAAACUGAACAAAUUGUUCCUGAAGAACAAUGGGAUUCUUUUAUCAAUACCAUGCGGAAAAAUCUUCCAGUGGCAUUUAGAAUUACAGGCUCAAAAGUAGAAGCUAAGGCAUUACUUGAAACUAUUAAGGGAGAUUUCUUUAAAGGAAUUUUAACAACGCAUAUGGAAGAUGAUUCAAAGAAUAACGAAGAAACUAAAUCUAAGGAUAUAUUACAAUGCUUGCCAUUUUAUCCUGAUGGAUUAGCUUGGCAACUACAAUUAACUAGAAAAGAUAUUAGAAGAUCUGAAGCUUAUUUUAGAUUACACAAUUUUUUAAUUGUUGAAACAGAAAGUGGAAACAUUAGUAGACAAGAAGUAGUUAGCAUGGUGCCACCUUUAGUGUUGGAUGUAAAACCUAAUCAUAAGAGGGAUUUGUAAUAGCUAAUGAUCUUGACAAUAAUCGUUGUUACAUGCUUGUACAUCAAGCAAAAAGAUUAAACAGUCCAAUUAUUUUAAUUACAAAUCAUGAUGCAUCAGUAUUACCUAAUUUCACUAUUACUAAGCCAGAUGGUACAAAAGAAAGAUUAAAAUUUGAUAGAAUACUUGCUGAUGUACCAUGUAGUGGUGAUGGUACAAUGAGAAAGAACCCUGAUAUUUGGUGUAAAUGGAGUCCAGCAAAUGGUAACAAUCUCCAUGGAAUUCAGUUUAGAAUAGCAAAAAGAGGCUUAGAACUUUUAGCAGUUGGAGGAAGGAUGGUAUAUUCUACUUGUUCAUUAAAUCCGGUAGAGAAUGAAGCAGUACUUCACAGGCUUCUUGUUGAGACUGGAGAUUCUGUUCGAUUAGUUGAUUGUAGAGAUUUAGUACCUGGAUUAGUGUGCGAUCCAGUAUGAGGAUAUUACCACACCAUCAAGAUACAGGUGGAUUUUUUGUUGCUGUUUUGGAGAAAGUAGAUCAUCUACCAUGGGAACGCAUAUCACAGAUGAGCAAUGAAGUUACUCAAGUGAUUGAAGAUGGUAACACUGAAUUGAGUUUGGAACAAGAACUGGAAUCGAAGAAUAUACAUGAAAAGAAAACAUUUGACAAUGACAAAUUAAUUGAAUCCAGAAGAAAACGUAGAAGAAUUGCUCGCGGGUUUAAGGAAGAUCCAUUCGUUUUCUUCAACGAUGAUAAAGAAGAAGUCUGGUCUUCUAUUAAAAAGUUUUAUGAUAUAUCUGAUGAUUUGGAUCCUCGCUGUUUAUUGGUGCGAUGUAUUGGUAGAAAGAAGAAAAAUAUUUAUUAUACAUCACCCGAGAUACGUAAUGUUGUGUUAUCUAAUGAAGAUCAAAUAAAAUUAAUAAAUACUGGUGUAAAAACAUUUGUACGCUGUGACAAUAAAAAUAUGGAUUGUCCAUUUAGACUUGCACAGGAAGGAAUACAAAGUAUUAUUAAAUAUAUUGGCGAUAGUAGGAAAAUUAGGAUAUCUAAAGAUGAUCUAAUAAUGUUAUUACAAAACAAUAGUCCUCAUACACCACCUGAAAUUGUGAAACUUAAUCCAGAAACGCAACAACGGUUACAAAACUUUGCAACUGGAAGUUGUAUACUUGUAUAUGAAGAAGAAGGAACUGAAAAUCCAUUAAAGUUACAGAUGGUAGGAUGGCGAGGUACAAUGUCCCUGAGAGCAUAUGUUCCUGUACAUGAUGCAAUUCAUUAUUUACGCUUAUUAAGAGCUGAUUGUUCGAUGUAUGAGAAAAAUAAAUUCAAAGAAAAUCGUGCUUCUCAGGAAGAUUCUAUAGUUGCGUCUGAAAAGUUGAGUGAUGGGAUUACUAGUGAUGCUGAUGCAAUGGACGUUGAUAUAAAGAAAGACAUAAAAUCAGAACCUUCGGACGAAUUAAAAGAAUGA
This is a messenger RNA of Heterotrigona itama, 2171 nucleotides long. Lineage: Eukaryota; Metazoa; Arthropoda; Insecta; Hymenoptera; Apidae. The record is from the annotation of a GenBank genome assembly.